AUGCUCAAGCGCUACGUCGCCAUCCGCACGUAUAUCAGGCUCCUGGGCGAUCGCAAUAUUUUGAACCUCACCCCGACCGACGACCAAGACGACGAAAUCGACGCUUUGUUGAUCGUGCUUGACGAAUGCUCCAUGCUCAAGCGCUACGUCGCCAUCCGCACGUAUAUCAGGCUCCUGGGCGAUCGCAAUAUUUUGAACCUCACCCCGACCGACGACCAAGACGACGAAAUCGACGCUUUGUUGAUCGUGCUUGACGAGUAUGAAUCGGUGACGUUGGCGCUCCAAGAAGAUGCUACCUCCAUGCUGGAUGUCCGAAACCUCUUUGAUGAGUGUAUGCUGCUUCAUCCGUCGGCUUCCAAGCGCUUGACGUCUAAUUCAGGCAUCCGGACACGCGGAUUUUGA
Messenger RNA from Aphanomyces astaci, 402 nucleotides. RefSeq lists its product as hypothetical. The record is from RefSeq and is a predicted model, not a curated record. Lineage: Eukaryota; Oomycota; Saprolegniomycetes; Saprolegniales; Verrucalvaceae. Bases 1 to 402 code for a protein of 133 amino acids. The transcript is spliced from 2 exons.